Messenger RNA from Polyodon spathula (Mississippi paddlefish), 4581 nucleotides. It is a transcript of the gene dgkb, whose product is annotated as diacylglycerol kinase, beta. Gene Ontology annotation, biological process: lipid phosphorylation; intracellular signal transduction; diacylglycerol metabolic process. Bases 439 to 2838 code for a protein of 799 amino acids. Gene Ontology annotation, molecular function: calcium ion binding; ATP-dependent diacylglycerol kinase activity. The record is from RefSeq and is a predicted model, not a curated record. Gene Ontology annotation, cellular component: plasma membrane. Lineage: Eukaryota; Metazoa; Chordata; Actinopteri; Acipenseriformes; Polyodontidae. The transcript is spliced from 25 exons.
UCUUCAGCACAGCAUACACAUUCAUGGCUCCUCUGCUGUCUGCAGGAUCCCACUGCAUUUGCUUACCUUAUUAACAAAAGAAAGAAAAGCAUUACUGCCGAUUGAAGAUUGACAAGAAAAGGACAAACAGGAUGAAAAACGCACAACUGAGGGUACCAUUAUUUAUAACUGCCUGAGAAACUAACUCCCAUUUACAAACAACCUUGCCCUUGUAAGACCUCAGAGAACAUAUUGGACCUACAGCAACUCAAAAUUCACCACAGUUCAAGUCUCCAAAGAUUCCCUUCACAUUGGUUAAGGCUCUCAACUCACUGUAGAAUUAAGCAAUUAGAUGAGCAAGGACCUCGGUGAAUAGCAGGCAUUCAGGUGAUUAUCUCAUUGCUACUCGGCUGAGCUGACACAGAUAUUUGGGAUGUGCCAGGAAGCCGUUAGAUCAUCAUGACUAACCAGGAGAAGUGGGUCACUCUGAGCCCUGCGGAAUUCUCUCAGCUCCAGAAGUAUGCACAAUACUCCACAAAGAAACUGCAAGAUGUACUUCAGGAAUUCCAUGGGGAUGGAGUGCUGGCAAAAUAUAAUCCUGAAGUGAAGCAGGAGAUUCUCAAUCAAACCAUUGACUUUGAAGGCUUCACCCUGUUUAUGAAGACAUUCUUGGAAACAGAACUACCUGAUGAUUUCUGUCAACACCUCUUCAUGUCAUUCAGUACCAGAUUCUCUCACGCCAGUCCAUCAACAGCAGAAAAGCCUCUUGGCUGCUCCCAGCAACGUGCAGGAGGGCUUAAAAUCAUUAAGGGCAAUGCAACUCCUUCAAGUGUGCCUUAUCCAUCCAAAAUGAAGCCACCGGAGACAGUCCAGUUGAAAGACAUUGUGUGUUACCUGUCGCUGCUGGAAGGAGGACGGCCUGAAGACAAGCUAGAGUUUAUGUUUCGUCUCUACGACACUGACGGAAAUGGGUAUCUGGAUAGCUCGGAGCUGGAAAAUAUUAUCUGUCAGAUGAUGCAUGUUGCAGAAUACCUGGAAUGGGAUGUAACAGAACUGAAACCUAUUCUCCAGGAGAUGAUGGAAGAGAUAGAUUAUGACCAUGAUGGCACAGUUUCCCUUAAAGAAUGGAUACAAGGUGGGAUGACAACAAUCCCUCUUCUAGUGCUGCUUGGAUUGGAAACAAAUGUAAAGGAUGAUGGGCAGCAUGUGUGGCGGCUGAAACACUUCAACAAGCCUGCCUACUGUAAUCUCUGUUUAAACAUGCUGAUUGGAGUGGGGAAGCAAGGCCUUUGCUGUUCUUUUUGCAAGUACACAGUUCAUGAGAGAUGUGUGGCCCGUGCUCCUUUAUCCUGUAUAAAGACUUAUGUCAAGUCCAAAAAAAACAUGGAAGUGAUGCAUCAUUUUUGGGUUGAAGGAAAUUGUCCAGUAAAGUGUGACAAGUGCCAUAAAACCCUGAAAUGUUAUCAAGGUCUAACUGGACUUCACUGUGUUUGGUGCCAAAUAACUCUUCAUAACAAGUGUGCUUCGCAUGUGAAGCCUGAAUGUGAUUGUGGACCUCUGAAAGACCACAUUCUGCCGCCAACCACUAUCUGCCCAGUAGUUCUGGAGAGACAAUCUACUUUAAAAAAAGACAGCAGUCCCCUUCACACAAAACAGUCUGGGGGGAGAGCAAAGAUUCAACGAGCCAAUUCUGUCACUGUGGACGGUAAAGGACUUCAGAUCACUCCAGUUGAAGGAACACACCCCCUUCUGGUUUUUGUGAACCCUAAAAGUGGAGGAAAACAGGGUGACAGGAUAUUGAGAAAAUUUCAGUACCUUCUAAAUCCUCGUCAAGUGUACAAUCUUGCUAACAAUGGACCUAUGCCAGGGUUAAACUUUUUCCGAGAUGUUCCUGAUUUUAGAGUACUGGCUUGUGGUGGUGAUGGAACUGUUGGCUGGAUUCUCGAUGUAGCACUGAUUGUUACUCUUUUUACAGACAAGGCAAAUCUAAACAAGCAACCUCCAGUGAGUGUGCUGCCACUUGGGACAGGAAAUGAUUUAGCAAGGUGUCUAAGAUGGGGAGGAGGCUACGAAGGAGAAAGUCUGCUUAAAAUUCUGAAAGAUAUUGAAAACAGUACAGAAGUCAUGCUGGACAGAUGGAAGUUUGAGGUAAUUCCUGCUGAUAAAGAUGAAAAGGGGGAUCCUGUGCCUUACAGCAUCAUAAACAACUACUUCUCUAUUGGAGUGGAUGCUUCAAUUGCACACAGAUUUCAUAUCAUGCGAGAAAAACAUCCAGAAAAAUUCAACAGUAGAAUAAAGAACAAGUUUUGGUAUUUUGAAUUCGGUACAUCGGAAACUUUCUCAGCUACUUGCAAGAAGCUCCAUGAAUUUUUGGAAGUUGAGUGUGAUGGAAUCCAGCUUGAUUUCAGCAAUAUUUCCCUGGAAGGAAUUGCCAUCCUGAAUAUUCCAAGUAUGCAUGGAGGGUCAAACCUGUGGGGGGAGACCAGGAAGAGGCGCAGCCAUCGACAGGCUGGGAAAAAAACGAUGGACAAAAGAACCACUGUGGUUGAUGCCAAAGAGCUGAUGUUCACUGUUCAAGAUCUGUCAGAUCAGCUUUUUGAAGUGGUUGGUCUGGAAGGGGCGAUGGAAAUGGGUCAGAUCUAUACAGGUUUAAAAAGUGCUGGGAGGAGACUUGCACAGUGUUCUUCUGUUACCAUUCGAACCAGUAAAUCUCUUCCAAUGCAGAUUGACGGUGAGCCUUGGAUGCAAACCCCUUGCACUAUCCAAAUAACUCACAAGAACCAAGCUCCCAUGCUGAUGGGCCCACCUCCAUCUUCAGGGUUCUUCUCUUCUAUAGUCUGGAAAACAAACAAGGAGUAGACGUUGAAGAGCUGUGUAUACUACACUCAUACCUGAUAUUUUAACUACUGCACUUAAAUGUUCUGAAACAUUUUGUAUGAUUGUUAUUUGAAAUGUCGUGUGUAAAAAACAAAAUCAAAUGUUGUAAUUGUCUGUAUGAACAUGAUUCACCUUGCACGAACCAUUGAAUGCUUUUAAACUGCUUUAAUUGAUUGGAUUUGUUUGUUUACUUAUUUAUUUAUUUAUUUUGUGCAUUUUGUACAGCAUUAUGAACCAGGAAAAAUUUCCAGUUUUAUAUAAAGACAUUUUCCAGGACGUGGAUACAAAAUCAUUUAAGUUUGUUUUCUUGGCCGAAUGCCAUUUGUAGUUAAUUACUGUUAAUUAAGCUCUGCUGUUUAAAGUGCUCUGAACUCUGCCUCUACUGCAGAAGAAAAUUACCCACUACAUAAAAAUUGCUUUGACUUGAUUUGCUCAGCUAAUGUGCGCUUGCAAACUCUUCCUGGUUGGGUUUGCACUUGCAUUCUGAACACAAUUGUAAUUCUGCCCCUAAUAGAACCUAUUAAUUGUAAUUCUGUCCCUAAUAGAACCUAUUAUCGCUAAUACAAGCGCAAGUGUUAUUUUAUCUGUAAAAGACUAAUAGGUUGUAGGUUUGAAUCACUGGUAAAUGUUAUUGUUUUUCUAGUCCUCCACUAAUGUCCCACAAUGUACAAAAUCACAGCUUAACAAUUUGUUAGGCUACAACAUAAAAUAGGGAAUAUACCCAGGGGUUAAUUUGUAAGAUUUGGGGGUCUCCCUAUAGCUUGGAGAUUGGCAGUUCGAAUCCAGGCUAUGCCACUGCUGACCAUGGCCGGGAGUUCCCAGGGGGCAGCGCUCAACUGGCCAAGCCCUGCCAGGACAGGGAGGGUUUAGGUCGGCUGGUUAAUCUAUGUCUCAACGCACACCAGGAACCCCUGUGACUGGCCGUGCGCCUGCAGGCCUGCCUAUGUGCAAUUCAGAACUGCGUGGUCCUCCUACGCUGGCGGGCUUGCAGUGAGAAAAAAAACCAGAUGUCUGACUACACACGCUUUGGAGGACGUGAGUGUGAGUGUUUGUCUCUCUCGAGUUAGUGCGGGGGUUGCACUGAUGAGCCAGGUUGAAUAAUUGGGCAUUCUAAAUUGGGAGAAAAUCAGGGGUAAAAUAACUGGCAAUUCCAAAUUUCUAAAAGAAAAAAAAAAAGGUGCCAGAUUUUAUAACUAAGGAAGAGGGAUAGCGUUUUUUGUUUAUAUGCCUAAUGCACUGACCUUUAUUGACAGUAGCGCACAUAGAUGCUUCAAGUUGUCAUCUGACUGGGGAUCUGGGUUUCGUGUCUUAUUGUUGGUUUUGGUUCCUGCAUGCUGACCUUUGCCUAGCCAUGUUUUAAUCCAUUAUUUACCAAUGUUGUUUUUCUUUUACAAAAUCUUUACAAGCUGUAUUUAUGUAAUUUCAUACAUUACAUUUAAACAGUUCACAAAAUUUGAGCAAGUUAUUCAAACAAUAUAGUUAAAGAGAAAAUAAAAUAACAGGUAGAUACUAGUUAGAAAUGCUCCAACAAAUUACGAAGUAGCCUGCCCUCAAAUGAGGACAAGCACACUUAAUGGGCCGAUCUUCACGUUUGAACAAUACCAAUGGCAUGCUGUCUAAUCUGAUGAACAGGGGCGAAGAUGCUGUUCUUAUUGAGAGUGCUAUAUUUUCGCUGUUUUGAUGAUUGUGGUGUAAAAAUAAAUAGUAAUUUUCUGUAGAUGUCGC